Molecule: messenger RNA, 4001 nt
Organism: Phascolarctos cinereus (koala)
Lineage: Eukaryota; Metazoa; Chordata; Mammalia; Diprotodontia; Phascolarctidae
Source: RefSeq, a predicted model, not a curated record
CUCACUCCGGGCGCCAUGCUGCAGGCAAGAGAGCCUAACUUGUCUUUUCAAAGGAAAAAAACACCCACGUUCAAAGACACAAGCACAACUGUUUGGGAAGAUGGAGAAUUGGAAGAAGGAGAACUGGAGGAUGAUGGGGCCGAAGAGGCCCAGGACUACCCCGCAGGGCAAGAGAGGAGCCGCCGAGACAAGGGGGAGAAGCAUCACAGCGAUUCGGACGAGGAGAAGGCUCACCGCAGGAUGAAACGCAAGAGAAAGAAGGAGCGGGAAAAAGAGAAGAGGCGGUCCAAGAAGAAGCGGAAAUCCAAGCAUAAGCGACAUGCGUCUUCAAGCGAUGAUUUCUCCGAUUUCAGUGAUGACUCUGAUUUCAGUCCCAGUGAAAAAAGCCACCGAAAAUAUCGAGAUUACAGCCCUCCAUAUUCAUCGUCUCACCAGCAGUAUCCUUCAUCGCACAGUGCCCCUUUGUCGAAAAAGGGCUACUCAAAAAUGGAGAGCAAGAAUUAUAGCAUGUACGAUGACUAUGAGAAUGAGCAGUAUGGGGAGUAUGAAGGGGAGGAGGAGGAAGAUCUCGUGAAAGAAGAGUAUGAUGACUUCACUAAAGAGCUGAACCAGUACAGACGGGCCAAGGAGGGCAGCAGCCGAGGGCGAGGAGCCAGGGUCAGAGGGAGAGGUUAUCGAGGCCGAGGAGGCCGCGGAGGGUCACGAGGGAGAGGAAUGGGCCGAGGAAACCGGGGAAGAGGCAGGGGCUCCAUGGGAGACCAUCCGGAAGAGGAAGAAGACUUCUAUGAGGAGGAGAUGGAGUUUGGAGAGAAUGAGGAGCUGAUGGGCGAAGAGGAUUAUGAUGAGUACUCCAAAGACUUGAACCAGUACCGCCGACCAAAAGAUGGCCGAGGGCGAGGUUUAAGUCGGGGCCGAGGCAGAGGCUCGAGAGGCAGAGGCAAGGGGAUGGGACGAGGACGCGGUCGAGGCGGGAGCAGGGGAGGCAUCAAAGGAGGCAUGAAUGAUGAUGAAGAGUUCUAUGACGACGACAUGGGGGACAGUGGUGGUGGUGGCAGCUAUCGGAGGAAUGACCACGACAAGCCCCACCAGCAGUCGGACAAGAAGGGGAAAGUCAUCUGCAAGUACUUUGUGGAAGGCCGGUGCACGUGGGGAGAACAUUGCAAUUUUAGCCACGAUAUCGAGCUGCCAAAGAAGCGCGAGCUGUGCAAGUUUUACAUCACCGGCUUUUGUGCCAGAGCAGAGAACUGCCCAUACAUGCAUGGUGAUUUUCCUUGUAAGCUCUUUCAUACAACUGGAAACUGUAUCAAUGGUGAUGACUGCAUGUUCUCCCAUGACCCCCUCACCGAAGAGACAAGGGAGCUUUUGGACAAGAUGUUAGCAGACGAUGCAGAAGCAGGUGCGGAAGAUGAGAAGGAAGUGGAAGAAUUGAAAAAACAAGGCAUCAAUCCUCUACCCAAGCCUCCACCAGGAGUCGGCCUCUUGCCCACCCCGCCACGUCCCCCCGUGCCUCCGGCUCCGACAUCUCCCAAUGGCAGGCCCAUGCCUGGAGGCCCCCCGCCUCCACCUCCACCCCCGCCUCCUGGGCCCCCCCAGAUGCCUAUGCCCGUGCCGUCGCACGAGCCCCUCUCUCCCCAGCAGCUUCAGCAGCAGCAGGACAUGUACAACAAGAAGAUUCCAUCGCUGUUUGAGAUCGUGGUUCGGCCCACGGGGCAGCUGGCUGAGAAGCUGGGGGUGAGACACCCUGCUCCACCUCCCCCCAGAUUCCCUGGGCCUGGGGGGCCCCCUGGGCCAAUGGGGCCUGGGCCCAACAUGGGACCCCCUGGGCCCAUGCCAGGACCAAUGCAUCCUGACAUGCAUCCCGACAUGCACCCGGACAUGCAUCCCGACAUGCACCCGGACAUGCAUCCUGACAUGCACCCGGACAUGCAUCCCGACAUGCACCCGGACAUGCCAAUGGGCCCUGGGAUGAAUCCUGGCCCCCCCAUGGGUCCUGGGGGCCCACCAAUGAUGCCCUAUGGUCCUGGAGACUCCCCACAUUCCGGAAUGAUGCCCCCUGUUCCACCAGCCCAGAACUUCUAUGAAAACUUUUACCAGCAGCAGGAGGGCAUGGAGAUGGACCCUGGACUAAUGGGGGAGGCAGAGGACUAUGGACAUUAUGAGGAGAUGGAAGGCGAGGCAGGAGAGCACGUUUUCCCAGAGCAGCCCCUGGAGCCUGAUGGCUUCCUCGAAGCAGGGCCCCCUGGGAGACAGCAGCCCGCCACCAGUGUCCCUGACUUCCUCCCCUCUGCCCAGAGGGCCUUAUACCUGCGCAUCCAGCAGAAGCAGCAGGAAGAAGAAAGGGCAAGGAGGCUAGCUGAGAGCAGCAAGCAGGAGCGGGAGAAUGAGGAAGGUGACACAGGCAACUGGUACUCCAGCGACGAGGACGACGGAGGAAGCAGCGUAACCUCCAUCCUCAAAACUCUGAGACAGCAGACCUCCGGUCGGCCUCCGGCGCCCAGCGGGGAGUUGGGAGGCGGUGGCGCGGGGCCCCUGCCAACGGCGGGCGAUCCCCGCCUCCAGAAGGGCCCCGCCGCCGGGGGCAGACCUGCCGACCCGCGCCUCGCCCGGGACCCGAGGCGCUCUCGUCACACUGAUGCUCCCGGCCCUUCGGGCUCCGGGGAUUCGGGGCUCUCGGACCCCCGACUGGCCCGCUCCGUUCCCCCCUCCAAGCCUGACGGACUCCAUCCGAGCCCAGCAUGUACCAGUGGUGGGAAGGGGUCUGGGCCCCCGGAAGAAGAAGAAGGGGAGAGGGCUCUGAGGGAAAAAGCGGUGACCAUUCCUCUGGACGCCCUGCCAGGGACCCCGCUGCGGGAUCCUAGGCUACAGCUCCAGCAGUUCAGCCACAUCAAGAAGGACGUGACCCUGAACAAGCCCAGCUUUGCUCGCACUGUGCUUUGGAACCCCGAGGACCUCAUCCCCGUCCCUGUCCCCAAACAAGACUCUGCAACCUCUCUCCCUGCUGCCCUGCAGUCUUUGCCCGCCCUCGAUCCCCGCCUCCACCGGCCCCCUGCCGCUGGGCCCUCAGAUCCCCGGCAGCGUGGGGCAGCCCCCUCGGACCCCAGCUCUGCUCCCACUGCCUCUGCUGCCAGCCUGCCGGAUUUUGAGUUGCUCUCUCGAAUCCUCAAGACCGUCAAUGCGUCCGGCCCCUCAGCACCGAGUCCGAGUGAUAAGCCCAGUGACCCCCGAGUGCGGAAAGCCCCUGCCGACCCCCGGCUGCAAAAACCCGGGGAUGCUGCCUCAUCCCGCGCCACCAAGCCCAGCACUCCUGAGGCAGCUGCGCCACCCCCCACUUCCUCUGGCGAGGCCUCGCCUCCGGCUAUUGCCCCUUAUGACCCCCGGGUCCUGGCGGCUGGGGGGGUCAGCCAAGGUGGUGGGAGCGGGCAGAGCAGUGUGCUCAGCAGCAUCAGUCUCUAUGACCCAAGGACUCCGAACUCUGGCAGCAAAGUGGCCGAGCCGGCCCCCGAAGGGGGCGCCCAGCCCAAGGGUCCCGAUGGCAACGGCAAAAGCUCAGCGGCCAAGGCCAGAGAGCCUCCGUUCAUCCGCAAGUCGGCCUUGGAACAGCCGGAGGUGGGCAAGGCAGGCUCGGAGCCCGCGGCCACGGACAGGUACAACAGUUAUAAUCGGCCGCGCCCCAAGGCAACCCCGACCCCUGCCACCGCCCCCUCGGCUGCACCCUCUCCAGAGGGGGCCCCCCAGCCUGGCCUCCACAACUUGCCUGUGCCCACCCUGUUUGGGACCGUGAAGCAGGCGUCCAAGGCUGGCUCCGGGAGCCCUUUCGCUGGCAACAGCCCCUCCCGAGAGAGCGAGCAGGAUGCCGGGUCCCUCAAAGAUGUUUUUAAAGGCUUUGACCCCACUGCAUCCCCCUUCUGCCAGUAGUAUUAACCUGGACCCCGUUCCCCAUCCCCCGUCCUGUGAUUGUAUUUCAUGGCCACAUUCAGUGUUGGGAAUGUCGGGGGAGGGGG